GCAACGGCUCGGGCUGGGGGCGGAGCCGAGCAGUCCCCGCCCCCGCGGCGCGCGCGGCACUCGGCAACCGGCACAACACAACAAAAUGGCACCCGCGCCGCCCGGCGCCUGAAAGGCAGGGCCCGUGCGUCUCCCGCCCGGCCUCGGUCCGCUUGGCUGUUCAGUUCGGCUCCUAGGCGGUCUAGAUGGGCGCCUGGCUCUAUUGUUGCAAUGAAGAAAGGUCCUCAACAGAGAGUCACCUCCAGCAAGAUGCCACCGUCAUCUCCCUCUCCGAGCCCGUCAUCUCUCACUUCCAGUAUGAGGUCCAGGUCACUUUCACCUCUGCUUGGGCCUGACACUUUGCCCUUUUAUUCCGAAGGACAGUGGUGUGAGCAAGUCGAAGUUACAGAUGAAAACAGCAUGCCUUUGGACUGCCAAGACCGUAAAAAAGCUGAUUCGUGUGUAGGAGUCCGAUAUAUUACAGAAGCCCUCAUUAAAAAACUCACCAAACAGGACAAUUUGGCCUUGGUAAAAUCUCUGAACCUUUCACUUUCUAAAGAUGGCGGCAAGAAAUUUAGGUAUAUCGAAAAUUUGGAAAAGUGUGUUAAACUUGAAGUCCUGAAUCUCAGCUGUAAUCUAAUAGGGAAGAUUGAGAAGAUGGACAAGCUGUUAAGAUUACGGGAACUCAAUUUAUCGUAUAAUAAAAUCAGCAAAAUUGAAGGCAUAGAAAAUAUGUGUAAUCUGCAAAAGCUAAACCUUGCAGGAAAUGAAAUUGAACAUGUUCCAGUAUGGUUAGGGAAAAAAUUAAGAUCUUUACGAGUCCUUAAUCUAAAAGGCAACAAGAUAUCAUCGCUCCAGAAUGUAAGCAGGUUGAAACCACUUCAAGAUUUGACUUCCCUGAUCCUACUUGAAAAUCCAGUUGUGGCGCUUCCUCAUUACCUCCAGUUCACCAUAUUCCAUCUGCGUUCAUUGGAAAGUUUGGAAGGUCAACCAGUAACCACCCAGGAUAGACACGAGGCUUUUGAAAGAUUCAGUUUAGAAGAGAUAGAAAGACUGGAAAAAGACCUAGAAAAGAAGGUGAUGGAAACCGAAGAGCUUAAAAGCAAACAAACAAAGAUCCUUGAGGAAAUCAAAAGCCAAGAUAAACUGAACAGAUCCUUAAAAGAAGAGGCCAUGCUACAGAAACAAAAUUUUGAGGAACUUGAGAGUGACCUAAACACGAAAAAUGAAUUGCUAAAACAGAAGACCAUGGAACUAACGCGAGCCUGUCAAAAGCAAUAUGAGCUUGAGCAGGAAUUGGCCUUUUAUAAAAUCGAUGCGAAGUUUGAGCCACUAAAUUACUAUCCAUCAGAGUAUGCUGAAAUUGAUAAAGCCCCAGAUGAAAGCCCUUACAUUGGCAAGUCCAGGUACAAGAGAAACAUGUUCGCCAUGGAGAGUUAUAUUGUUCCUAAUGCCCAGGCAGUGCAGAUCAAGCUGGUGGAGCCGCCUGAGGGAGGACAACCUGGAAAUGAACCUGCUAAUCCAAGAGUCUGUUCCCCGCUGGGUGUACAGCUGGAAGACAAAGAAAAAAAAAUAAAUACAGCACAAACCCGACUGUCACAACUGCAUGAUGAAAUAGAAAAGGCAGAACAAAAAAUUUUAAGAGCUACUGAAGAAUUUAAACAACUGGAAGAAGCUAUACAGCUAAAAAAAAUUUCAGAAGCAGAGAAAGACCUUCUUUUGAAGCAGUUGAGUAACAGAAUACAGCUUCUAAAUAAAUUACGCCAGGAAGCUAUGGAUGUGGAAAUGCAGAUGGAAAAGCAAAGGCAAGAUAUUGCUGAGAAGCAGGAGGAGAUCAAGGGUCUGCAGACCGCCCUGGACAGGCUGGAUCCCAAAGACCCAAAGCACUCCCAUAUGAGGGCUCAGAAAAGGGGUAAAGAACAACAAUUUGACAUUAUGAACAAGCAGUACAAACAACUUGAAAGCCGCUUGGAUGAGAUACUUUCUAGAAUUGCCAAGGAGACCGAAGAGAUAAAGGACCUGGAACAACAGCUCACUGAAGGCCAAAUAGCAGCUAAUGAAGCCCUGAAGAAGGACUUGGAAGGUGUUAUCAGUGGGUUGCAGGAAUACCUGGGGGCUGUCAAAGGCCAGGCGACUCAGGCCCAAAAGGAGUGCAAGAAACUGCAGGAUGAAAAAGAGGCUCUGAUGCAGAGACUGACUCAAGUCGAGCAGGAGAGGGACCAACUGGAAAUCGUUGCCAUGGAUGCAGAAAACAUGAGGAAGGAGCUUGCGGAGCUAGAAAAUGCCCUGCAGGAGCAGCACGAGGUGAAUGCCUCAUUGCAACAGACCCAAGGAGACCUCAGCGCCUACGAAGUGGAACUGGAGACUCAGCUGAAAAUCCGGGAUGCUGAAGCCAGCCGGCUCAGAGAGGAGCUGGAGGAGCUCACACGGCUUACCCAGUUAGAACAAUCAGCCCUUCAGGAGGAACUUGAGCAGGAAAAGCAAGCCCUCAAGGAUGCUCUCGGAACAGCCCAGUUCUCAAAGGAAAAGGAGCAGGAGAACAGUGAGCUCCGCGCCAAGCUCCAGCAGCUCCAGGAUGACAAUAACUUGUUAAAACAGCAGCUUACAGAGUUCCAAAAUCACCUUAACUGCGUGGUUGAUGGCUUGAUUCGCCCAGAAGAAGUGGCUGCUCGUGUGGACGAGCUAAGGAGAAAACUGAGAUUAGGAGCUGGUGAGAUGAGAAUCAAUAGUCCUUCAGAUGUCUUAGGAAAAAGUCUGGCUGGUUUACAAAAACAGUUGAGUGAAAUCCUUGUGCGAUCCCAGUGGGAAAGGGAGGAAGCACAAGUGAGGGAGAAGCGCCUGCAGGAGGAGAUGGCUCUGCAGCAGGAGAAACUAGCGAGCGGCCAGGAGGAAUUCCGGCAGGCCUGCGAGAGAGCCCUGGAGGCCAGGAUUAAAUUUGAUAAGAGGCAACAUGAUGCAAGAAUCCAACAGCUGGAGAAUGAAAUCCGCUACUUGCAGGAAAAUCUCAAAAGUAUGGAGGAGAUCCAAGGCCUAACAGAUCUCCAACUUCAAGAAGCUGAUGAUGAAAAGGAAAGAAUUCUGGCCCAACUUCAAGAAUUAGAGAAAAAGAAGAAACUUGAAGAUGCCAAGUCACAGGAGCAGUUAUUUGGUUUAAAUAAAGAACUAAAGAAAUUAAAGAAAGCUGUUGCUGCCUCUGAUAAGCUAGCCGCAGCCGAGCUCACCAUUGCCAAAGACCAGCUGAAGUCCCUGCAUGGGACAGUUAUGAAAAUCAACCAGGAGCGAGCAGAGGAGCUGCAGGAGGCAGAGAGGUUCAGCCGCCAGGCAGCGCGAGCGGCCCAGGACCUGAGCCGAGCAGAGGCCGAGAUCGAGCUCCUGCAGAGCCUUCUCAGGGAGAAAGAGGAGCAGUUUCGAACCGACAACAAAGCAAAUGUAGAUGCUGGAGUAGCAGACGCGGCUGGAGUAGCAGACGCACAGGUGCUGGAAAUUGAGAAGCUGCAGGAGACAAUGGAGAGACAAAGGACCGAGAUCGCGCGGCUGCGGCGCUUAGUCAGCCUCCCCAGGCCUGACAACAAAGGGGACAUUGAAAGUGUGUUAGAAGAAAUUGCUGAACUCCGCCGUGAAGUCUCCUAUCAGAAUGACUACAUCAGCAGCAUGGGAGACCCUUUCAAAAGACGAGGCUAUUGGUAUUUUAUGCCACCACCACCGUCAUCAAAGAUUUCCAGCCAUAGUUCCCAGGCUACCAAAGACUCUGGUGUGGGCCUCAAAUACACAGCCUCUACUCCCAUUAGAAAACCACACCCUGGGCAGCAGGAUGGAAAGGAAGGUGGUGGGCUUCCACCUGCCUCAGGAUACUGGGUCUACUCUCCCAUCAGGAAUGGACUGUUUAGGUCAUCUUUAAAUAGAGAUGCAGACAGCGAAGGAGGGAGUCAAGAAGACAGUGAACUGGAUGACCAAGACGAAGCUCCGUUUGCGCCCCCUCCUGGAUACAUGAUGUACACUGUGUUUCCAGACGGUUCUCCCGUGCCCCAGGGCAUGGCCUUGUAUGCCCCACCGCCUCCUUUGCCCAACAACAGUCGGCCGCUCACCCCUGGCACUGUUGUUUAUGGCCCGCCUCCUGCUGGUGCUCCCAUUGUGUAUGGUCCUCCACCCGCCAACUUCUCUGUCCCCCUCAUCCCUAUGGGCGUGCUGCAUUGCAAUGUGCCAGAGCAUCAUAACUUAGAGAGUGAAGUUUCUAGAUUGGAAGACAUGAUGCAGCAUUUAAGAUCAAAGAGACGUGAAGAACGGUGGACGAGAGCCUCCAAACGGCAGUCUGAGAAAGAAAUAGAAGACCUGCAGCAUAAUAUUGAAGAGCUUUUGCAAGAGAAGAAAGACUUAGAGCACGAAGUGGAAGAUUUACAUAGAACUAUCCAGAAACAUCAACAGCGAAAGGACUUCAUCGAUGGAAAUGUUGAGAGGCUUAUGUCUGAAGUGGAACUAGAGAAGUCACUGCAGCACCAGGAGGAUAUUCUAGAUGAAAUUGAGUGCAUUGAGAAGACGCUGCUGAAGCGGCGCGCCGAGCUCAGGGAGGCCGACCGUCUGCUCGCCGAGGCCGAGAGCGAACUGUCGUGCACGAAAGAGAAGACAAAAAAUGCUGUUGAAAAGUUUGCUGAUGCCAAGAGAAAUCUCUCACAAACUGAGUCAGAGGCUGAGGAGUUAGAAAGGAGAGCACAGGAAACUGCCGUUAACCUUGUCAGAGCGGAUCAGCAGCUAAGAUUGCUGCAGGCCGAUGCAAAGGAUUUGGAGCAGCACAAGAUAGAGCAAGAAGAAAUGUUGAAAGAAAUCAGCAAAGUUGUAGCAGCCAAAGACUCGGACUUGCAGUGUCUAAGCCAGAAGAAGGAACAGCUGACAGAGGAACUUCAGAAACUGCAGAAAGACAUCGAGACAGCGGAGCACAGUGGGGAUCACCACCUGCAGGUCCUGAAGGAGUCGGAGACACUCCUGCAGGCCACACGGGCUGAGCUGGAGCAGCUGAGAGGCCAGGUGGCAAGUCAGCAGGAAGAGAUGAGCAUCUUGGACAAGCAGUUGGGUCUUAAAAAGGAUGAGCUGCGUCUUCUCCAAGAAAGUCUGGUCCAGGCCAAAGCCGACCUCCAGGAAGCGCUGAGGCUGGGAGAGACGGAAGUCGCUGAGAAAUGCAGUCACAUCAGGGAAGUAAAAUCUCUUCUGGAAGAACUGAGUUUUCAGAAAGGAGAACUGAAUGUUCAGAUUGGGGAAAAAAAAACGCAACUUGCACUUAUAAAGCAAGAAACUGAGAAAGAGGAAGAAAAUCUUCAGGUGGUUUUAGGGCAGAUGUCUAAACAUAAAGCGGAACUGAAGAAUAUUCUGGACAUACUACAACUGGAAACCAAUGAGCUACAAGGCCUGAAGCUCCAACACGACCAGAAGGUGUCGGACUUAGAGAAGCUUCAGGUUGAAGUGCUGGAGGUAAGGAACGGAGCCGCUGCGGCCUCAGCGCCGGCAGCCCUGCUCUGCUGCCAUGGUAACGCCCUCUUGAACCUGACGCAGGAGAAGCUGCUCCUGGAGAACCUGCAGCAGACAGCUCAGCAGCAGAAGGGGGAGAUGGAGUGGCAGAAGCAGCUCCUGGAGCGGGACAAACGGGCCAUGGAGAGGCUGACGGCCGAGAUCCGCGCCCUGCAGCCGUGUGUCGAGCGUCUGAGCAAAGAGAAGGAAGAGCUCCAGGAGAAAUGCGACAGCUGGGAAAAGAAGCUGGCACAAAGCAAAAGGGUUCUAGCGGCUACAGAGGAAAGCAACAGAAUGGAGCAGUCAAACUUAGAAGAGUUGGAAUUGAAAGUCAGGAGACUGCAGCAGGAGCUCGAGGGGCUCCACAGGGACAAGGUCUCGGCGUGCAGUGACGUCUCCCUGGCGCAGCAGCAGCUGCGAGAGAAGCAAGAAGCAGUAAGAUCACUACAAGAGGAACUAACCAGUGUGCAAGACCAUUUGAACGCAGCAAAUCAGGAGCUGCUUCACACCACCAGGCGCCAGGACGCACUGCUCAGCGAGCAGAGCCAGCUCCAGAGGGACAUCAGUGAGUGGAUGCGGAGGUUCGAGAACUGUCAGAAAGAAGAAGAGGCAAAGCAGCAGCAACUCCAAGUGCUUCAGGAUGAGAUCGAGAAAAACCAGCUCAAACUGGCCCAGCAAGAAACGGUGUUUCAAAACCUCCAGAAAGAGCGAGAAAGUGAAGAAAAAAAAUUGGAAGUCAGUAAAGUGACCCUGCAGGAGCAGCAGCAGCAGCUGGAAAAGGAGCUCGCAAGUCAGAAAAGUAGGCUGGACCAGGUGCUCUCGGAGGUGCUGGCGGCCGAAGAGCGGGCCAGGACCCUGAAGGAAGAGGAGCGGCGAGGCGAGAGCCUGGAGAAGACGCUGUCCCAAACCAAACGGCAGCUUUCCGAACGGGAGCAGCAGUUAAUGGCAAAGUCCAGUGAGCUGCUGGCCCUGCAGAAAGAGAUGGACAGCAUGAGGGCGGACUUCAGCCUCCUGCGCAACCAGUUCUUGACUGAAAGAAAGCAAGCCGAGAAGCAGGUGGCCAGCCUGAAGGAAGCACUCAAGACCCAGAGGAGCCAGCUGGAGAAAAAUCUUCUCGAGCAAAAGCAGGAAAACAGCUGCAUACAGAAGGAAAUGGCCACGAUAGAGCUGGUAGCUCAGGACAACCACGAGCGGGCCCGGCGCCUCAUGAAGGAGCUCAAUCAGAUGCAGCAUGAGUACCUGGAGCUGCAGAAACAGGUGGAAAACCAAAAGUCUCUGGAGAGAAGGCAAAUGGAAAUCAGCGACGCCAUGAGGACCCUGAAGUCUGAGGUGAAAGACGAAAUCAGAAGCAGCUUAAAAAAUCUCACCCAGUUCCUUCCUGAACUAUCAGCAGAUCUAGAAGCGGUUUUGGAAAGAAAUGAAAACCUUGCAGAGUUGGAAAGUCUCAAAGAGAAUUUUCCGUUCACUAUGACUGAGAGGCCCUUUGAAGAGAAGCUGAACUUCUCCCAGGUUCACAUCAAGGACACACACUGGCACGGAGAAGCCCUGCGAGAGAAACUACGGCACCGUGAAGACCGACUCAAGGCCCAGCUUCGGCAGUGCAUGUCCAAGCAAGCAGAAGUGCUGAUUAAAGGGAAGCGGCAGACGGAGGGCACGCUGCAUAGCUUGAGGAGACAAGUGGAUGCCUUAGGGGAGCUGGUCACCAGCACCUCUGCAGACUCGGCGUCAUCACCCAGCCAGUCUCCGCUGUCGGCUUCUCUUGUGGAGGACUCUCAUCUGGGACAAAGUAGGCUCUGCAUGGUCCAUCCAAACCAUCGGACAGUUACUGACACCGAGGCCAUUCCCAGCUUCCUGCUUACAGGAGACAGAUGACUCCGCGAGGAUGAGAUGCACUGUCGUUUGCAUGGGAAGUCUGAGGAAAUACCUUCUCUACUACCUCACCAAGUUCCUAGCUGAAACGUUACUUGACUUUUUUAUUGAGAUCAUGGGAGUGAAGAUGCUGAGUUACCACUCUGGUUUUCUGCUUGUACCAUUAAUGCCAAUAUUUGUGUGAAUUACAUGUACAUUUGGAUUUCACUGUAUACAUUCUAAACCAGGGUCCUACGGUGUUUUAAUUAUUAGAAUAUUUUUAUAAAAGCAACACAGAUUUUAACUGCAUUUCAGUCUAAAAACUAGUGAAUCUAGUUAUGAACAAUGUACCUCAGCCCCUCUUCAUGUAUACAAAGAGUUAUUUUUUGGAUUUAGCCUAAAAUCUAUGUUUCAUGUAAAAAUAAAAGAUAUACAUUCAA
Molecule: messenger RNA, 7763 nt
Organism: Ochotona curzoniae (black-lipped pika)
Lineage: Eukaryota; Metazoa; Chordata; Mammalia; Lagomorpha; Ochotonidae
Gene: CNTRL
Product: centriolin
Exons: 43
Coding region: 211-7347 (2378 amino acids)
Molecular function (GO): protein binding
Source: RefSeq, a predicted model, not a curated record